CGCUCCUGCUCAACGCCGUCACCAUACCGACACACACACACAUCCUCAAGGUGAGCAUCAUCGGUUUUCCAAGCAGCAUUCAGUACACCGCAGCGAGUCGGUGGUUGCUAUGUGGGGAGAGUUGGACCUCGCAGGCGGGCAAUUCAGCUGGAUGUGGGACGUGCAGGCCAGAGGGCCCAAUCAGUGUACCGCAAAGCGUUCAUGGAAGAUGUUGAAACGUCGUUGAGCCAGCGAUUCGAGGCUGUAAUGGAGCAUCACUCGGAAGCGUCAAUCAUCCCUUGCUUGCAGCAUGCACACGGAAUGCUGACCAAAGGCCCUCACCUCGCAAUUGUUCGUUACGCAGAUAUAAGACAAGAUGACGAAGGGUACCACCUCGUUUGGUAAGCGCCACACCAAGACGCACACUCUGUGCCGUCGUUGCAAUCGCCGCGCAUUCCACAAGCAGCACAAGACCUGCGCAUCAUGCGGCUACCCUGCUGCCAAGAUUCGUUCUUACGAGUGGGGACAGAAGGCUAAGCGCAGAAAGACCACCGGAACUGGCCGCAUGCGCUACCUGUCCACCGUUCCUCGUCGCGCAAAGAACGGAUUCCAGACUGGUGUGGCCAAGAGGCAAAAGAAGCCCUCUGCUGCUGCCGCCUCCGCUUGAGGUCGCGUCACCAAAAGCAACGAAAGAUCGGUCGGUUCGAACGUAUACGCUACAUGCCAUUCACCAACCCCCCAUGCAUCUGCGACGUGACUAGAUCACACGAAUGUGUGAUUCUGCAAUACAAAACACCCCAAAUCUCCCUCACUUUCGGCAAGUGGUGCGAGAUUCACGUCGUUCGAGUAUUGUGCUCGAGCAAGGAAUCUUUGAACUACAGCUCUGUACUCUUCACCAUCUCUGUUGUCUUUGUGGCAAAUCGAUCAUGCGCUCAGCUACAUGCCGGCUAGACGGUAGCGCGCGAUGCCGAUGCCACGCUGACUUGCUAGCCAGAUUCGUGCUGACCGUCUACCACAUUCUGGACGCCUGCAAGGCCUCGCACCAUCGA
Molecule: messenger RNA, 1028 nt
Organism: Ceraceosorus guamensis
Lineage: Eukaryota; Fungi; Basidiomycota; Exobasidiomycetes; Ceraceosorales; Ceraceosoraceae
Product: ribosomal protein L37-like protein
Exons: 4
Coding region: 356-646 (96 amino acids)
Biological process (GO): translation
Cellular component (GO): ribosome; cytosolic large ribosomal subunit
Molecular function (GO): RNA binding; structural constituent of ribosome
Source: RefSeq, a predicted model, not a curated record